AUGUCUGCUGGCCGUGCAUUUUUCGGAGUCGGGGGCACCUUGGCGCUGUUCCUUGGCGCCGCAUUCCAAAGGCCGGAAUGGUUUUACCGACCUGGCUUCGAAGCUGCCGACUAUGACUAUGUGCGCAAGGAGCUUUCAUGUCCAGACGUUCGCCUGGCAGAUCUCGACCUGCCAUGUUUGUCUCUGCCAAAGACAAGUCUGGCUGACUUCGAGCGCCAGGGCUUCCUGAUUCUGCGACAGGCCAUUCCACUUGAAGCUGUGCAUCGACUCUUCCGAGAGAUUCAGUGCUUUUUGCAGCCACGGGUGUUAUCCGACCGACACCAGUGGGCAGUCUCAGCCCGCAAUGUGUGGAUGGAUUCGGAGGCAUUCGCGAGCUUCGUGCUCCAUGACCAGAACCCCUUGGGAUGCCUGGCAGCGCAGCUCCUCGGAGCCAGCACGGUCCGCUACGGCAGCGAGGCUGUGAAUAUGAUUCGUCCGGGCCAGACCGGAGCCAAGACAUGGCAUUUCGACGUCCAGAGCAACCUCCGACUCGAGCAAUCACCGCGAGGCCUGCCGUUGCUCCGUUUCUUCCUGCCUCUGGGGCCGCAGGACUUGUCUGCGAAUUCGACUGGGGGGUCGCUGCAGCUGUUGUCCAUCGAGGCAGUGAGACACCUGCGGCGCAGCUACAAAAGCUGCUUCGUUGACCGUGAACGUCGCCUGGUCAUUGGCACUGAGUGUGCUGUGGCAGCCGAGGCCAUGUCAGAGACACCAGAUCUUUCACUCGGAGACAUGGUGCUGUAUAGUCCGCUAGUCGCGCACAAGACACAAACGAUCUACCAAGGUGAGCGCACGGGCUAUCUUGGAAGCCUUUACGAUCCAGAGCUGCUGACUCGCUGGGUGCGCCAGGAGCCGGUACCCUCUCAAGCGGAUCCAGAGAGAUAUCGAAACUCGGAUGCAAGCCUGGCAACACAUCGCUUGUUUCACGUCGAGCUCCAGAGACCUGCAGGCGGAUGUUUCUUUGCGCAUGUCGGGGUGCCACAAGGCCGUCAGGCUCAAGACUAG
Messenger RNA from Symbiodinium necroappetens, 1041 nucleotides. The record is from the annotation of a GenBank genome assembly. NCBI's taxonomy places the organism in Eukaryota, Dinophyceae, Suessiales, Symbiodiniaceae.